AUGGCCUUUGCGAAAGCAGUUACGAAUGCAAACGGAGCAGCCACGAUAAAUUUCCUUAUGGAACUAAUAACAUCUUACGGAGUCCCUAAAUAUUUUUGUAGUGAUAGAGACACUCACUUUAAAAACAAAGAAGUAGAGUAUGCAUGCAAAAAACUAGGAAUUGAACAAAUAUUCUCAAGUGCCUACCAUCCACAAACGAACGGUAUGACUGAACUAAUGAAUAAAAUUAUUUGUAGUAGCCUAACGCACUACGUAAAUGAAAAUCAAAAACAAUGGUCCUUAUACUAUAAAAUGGUAGUUUUUGCAUAUAAUACUUGUCCUAGCUCAAGACUAAAAGUCAGCCCAUUUUAUUUACUACAUGGCAUGGAAGCUAAUCAACCAUUGGACAACAAGUUAAUGUCUGGAUAA
Messenger RNA from Macrosiphum euphorbiae (potato aphid), 408 nucleotides. The record is from the annotation of a GenBank genome assembly. Lineage: Eukaryota; Metazoa; Arthropoda; Insecta; Hemiptera; Aphididae.